AGCUUCAUUUCGCACCCACGCUCUAAAGAUCCAACUCCCCAAAGAAUCUUCCUACGUUGGGAGAUUUGACCAUUUCUCCAAUUCUUGCGCACCAAACUCGUGGAGUUAGAAGACAAAUACGAAUAAACUUCAAUUUGUUUCAAUAAACCCAAAUAAAUUUCUUUUAAACUAUGAUAGAAAUCUCUUGCAUUUCACCAUCAAAACAAUAAAUUACAAGCAAACCUUCUAAAAAUAGAAAAAUCAGAUUAAAGAUGUCAUUUUUAAGAAACAUCCUUAAACCCUCUAAUCUGAAAUCCAAAACCCAGUUUUCAGUUUCAUCAUCAACCUUUUACAACUCUCAUUUUCCUUCUAAGUACUGUACUUCUGCUUCUGUUACAUACCAUGCAGGACUUCAACCCACUAAGCCCGAAGAAAAGCCUAGAGUGGUUGUUUUGGGUUCUGGAUGGGCUGGAUGUAGGCUCAUGAAGGAGAUUGAUACCAAAAUAUAUGAUAUAGUUUGUGUAUCACCAAGAAAUCAUAUGGUUUUUACACCAUUGUUAGCAUCAACAUGUGUUGGAACUCUUGAAUUUAGGUCUGUUGCUGAGCCUAUUGGGAGGAUUCAACCUGCUAUUUCGAGUGAACCUGGUUCUUAUUAUUUUCUUGCUAAUUGUACAUCUGUUGAUACCAAAGAACAUGAGGUACACUGUGAGACUGUCACGAAUGGAGCUCAGUCAUUGGAUCCAUGGAAGUUCAAAAUAUCAUAUGACAAAUUAAUUGUUGCAUCAGGGGCAGAAGCCUCUACAUUUGGAAUCAAUGGGGUGCAUGAACAUGCAAUUUUUCUUCGUGAAGUUCAUCAUGCUCAAGAGAUCCGAAGAAAACUGCUCUUGAACUUGAUGUUGUCUGAUAUACCCGGUGUCUCUGAAAAGGAGAAGCAACGACUUCUGCAUUGUGUUGUUGUGGGUGGUGGUCCUACUGGCGUUGAGUUCAGUGGCGAGCUCAGUGAUUUCAUAAUGAGGGAUGUCCGUCAAAGAUAUGCACAUGUCAAAAACUAUGUCCAUGUCACCUUGAUUGAGGCAAAUGAAAUCCUAUCUUCCUUUGAUGACCGUCUCAGGCAUUAUGCUGUCAAACAGCUGACUAAGACAGGAGUUCGGCUAGUCCGUGGAAUUGUCAAAGACGUACAGCCUGACAAGUUAAUUCUUAGUGACGGCUCGGAAGUUCCCUAUGGGCUUUUAGUGUGGUCUACUGGUGUUGGUCCUUCACCUUUUGUGAAGAAUCUUGAGGUUGAAAAGUCACCUGGUGGAAGGAUUGGCAUCGAUGAUUGGUUACGUGUUCCUUCUGUUCAAGAUGUGUAUGCAAUCGGUGAUUGUGCUGGUUUCCUUGAAAGUACCGGCAAACCUGUUCUCCCUGCUUUGGCCCAGGUAGCAGAGCGGCAAGGAAAAUAUUUGGCGAAGUCUUUAAAUAGGCUUGGUAAAGCUGGUGGAGGGCGUGCAAACAGCGCAGCGGAUAUUGAUCUGGGAGAACCUUUUGUGUACAAGCAUUUAGGAUCCAUGGCAACUAUUGGAAGAUACAAAGCACUUGUAGACAUUAGGCAGAGCAAGGAUGCGAAAGGCUUGUCCUUGAAAGGUUUCCCUAGUUGGUUUAUCUGGCGCUCUGCAUAUCUUACUCGAGUUUUAAGCUGGAGAAAUCGACUUUAUGUGGCCAUUAAUUGGUUAACUACUUUUCUGUUUGGCCGUGACAUAAGCCGGAUAUAGAAACUGGCAUAGCAGCAGAUCUAGCCACGGAUUCUCCCACUAUAAUCGUUUUGUAGGUGAUAGGAGCCAGUACAAACAAGGAAAUAAGGAAAAGCAUCACAAAUAUAUACUUCGGUAUUUCAUACUGUUCAGCUGUUCACUUAUAGAGAUAACUGGGAGAGGAUAGCAAUCACUCAUGUAAUAAAAGUUUAUUUCUGUUGGUAAACUUUGUAGCUGUCAAUUUCUGUUUUCCAUUUGUUUUUUUGAAAUUGGUGUCAAGUUUCUUGGGAAUUUUUAGUUUCCCAACAAAGGGUAUACAAACCAGACCUACAGUUGACAUUAUCAUAUAAAGAAUUGUGGAACAAGUGAUAGUUUUGACUUUUGGGUAUUAUGGUCUUUUAAUAUAAAACAUCUUGUCAUAAUGAUCAAGGUAUUUAGUUUUGUUCGUUCAGUCAUGAAAUUCUAUGUGACGGUUACAUGCAAAUAGGAUUAUCAAAUCUAAGAGUGUGUUUGGAUUCAAGGAAAUAAAGGAAAAGGAAGGAAAGGGAUUUAGAAGGAGGAGAAAUUUCUUGUUUGGAUAACAAAAUAAUAGGGAAGAGAUUUAGAGGGGAGAAAUUUGGAAGAAAAAUAUGGACAAGUUUUAUUAAGAACACAGUCUCUCCUAAGGUAGAAAGAUUUGGAAGGAAAACCCUUUCCUUCCCUUUCCCUUUCCUUCCCUUCCCUUCUAAACAAACUAUGUACACUCUUCCUCCUUAUCCCUUCCCCGUCUUUCCCUUUCUUCCCUUUCCCUUCCCAUUCCUUUCUUUUCUCUCCUAAUUUGCUAUCCAAACAUAGUGUAAGUAAAGGUUUCUACUUCAAUUUAAAGGUGUGUUUGGCAAUGAACGAUUGAUAAAUUUUUUCAUAUUUUUUUUUCUUAAACACUAUUACCAAGUAUUUUUUUUAUGCUUGUUUGACCAAUUAAAAGGCGAAAAUCAAAUUGAUGAAUGAUGUACUAAAACAAACCAUCAUCAUCAUCAUCAUCAUCAUUAUACCUAAUGUAUCCCGCCCAUAGAAAUACUAUGGUCAGAGUUUGAGAAGGAAAGGGGUGUGGCAACUAAUACCCAUAAAGGAGGAUAUGACUAAAGAGUCCCCCGCUCGAGAUUGAUCUAUAGAAUGAUAGUUCUCUGCAACGAAGAAGGGUUAGUGAAACUUAAACUACUAGCUUGUAUCUUACUAUACAAGCUUGACCCUUAAACAUAACAAAUUGGAAAUAAAUAAAAUACAUAUAGACAAAUAUUAUAACUAGAUAAAAACGAGUAAAAGAAUGAUAUGUAAAGGGCAAAGAAAUAAACAAGAACAUCAACAGAUAGGCAAAAUGGGGUAAGUGGUCUAAGACAUGGAUAAGGCACCUCCAACAACUCCUAUCCUUAGUCAGGUUUGCAGAGAGGUGUAGAUCAUGCAAGUCAUUUUUUAUUUAUUCCUCCCACGUUCUCCUCCCCUCCGUCUUCCUCGACUUCUCUUAUUCUCCACAAUGAUGCUUUCAAUCCUCCUCGCGGGGGCGUCAAAAGUCUUUUUCUGCACAUGCCCAAACCAUCUUAAUCUAUUUUCACAUAUCUUUGCUGAAAUAGGGGUAACUUUUAGUUUCUUUCUAAACUAUUGAUUCCUGAUCCUAUCCAUCACUGUGUUGCCCUACAUCUACCUCAACAUACGUAUUUCUGUAACUUCCACCUUAUGUUCAAAAGUCUUCUAUUCGGGCCAACAUUCUGUCCCAUACAGCAAAGCAAGCUUGAUUACAACUCGAUAAAAUUUACCUUUUAACCUACUUGGAAACUUCCUAUCAUAUAGUAUACUCGCCACUUGAGACAACCCUCUUGUAUUCGAUGAGUAAAAUCUCCAUCAAUCACCUCAUUACUCUGAAUAAUUGAUCUCAAACACCAGAACUUGGUUGUACUUGCAACUACUUCUUUACCAAUGGUCACCUCUGGCUCCCCUAUCUACGAUGUCUCACUAAACUCGCAUUGCAAAUAUUCUGUUAUCGUACAACUUAUGCACAAUCCUCUAACUUCUAAAACUGCCCACCACUCUUCCAAUUUAUUAUUAACUUCCUCUUUAGUUUCUGCUACCAAUACGAUAUCUCAGCAAAUAACAUGCACCAUGAUACAGUCUCACAGAUCGAUUUAGAAUUCUCUUCCAUAAUGACCGUAAAAAUAAAAGGACUUAAUGUCGAUCCCUGAUGUAAUCCUACCUUGACUGGAAAAGACUCUGUUAUCCCCAUCAUUGUUUGAAUGUCAGUUAAUACUCUGUCAUACAUAUCCUGUAUAGCCUCAAUGUACCUAUGUAA
Molecule: messenger RNA, 4029 nt
Organism: Amaranthus tricolor (Joseph's coat)
Lineage: Eukaryota; Viridiplantae; Streptophyta; Magnoliopsida; Caryophyllales; Amaranthaceae
Product: internal alternative NAD(P)H-ubiquinone oxidoreductase A2, mitochondrial-like
Exons: 9
Coding region: 252-1730 (492 amino acids)
Molecular function (GO): NADH dehydrogenase activity
Source: RefSeq, a predicted model, not a curated record